AUGCAGGACAAGGCACAGAGCCAGCAGUACCUGACACCAUGGGAACAGAGCGCCCUCGUCAAGUUCAUCUUACACAUGUCAGAUCUCGGACGGCCCGUACGAAUCAAGUACAUCCCCUCGCUCGCCUUUGUCGCUACCCGCAGUCGACCCGUGACGGACAGACCCUCCAAGCCUCCAGGCAAGAACUGGGCAAAGGCCUUCGAGAAGCGCCACCCAGAGACGGCGGCGAGACGCAACAACAUCGCCGAUAAGAUGACACACUGGUUCGAAGUGAUCGGGGAGGUACUGCGCGAUCCAGCCAUCGUAGCGGGGAAUGUCUACAAUAUGGACGAGACUGGGGUCAUACUAUCUAUGCUUGGCUCCGUAAAGGUGCUCGUAGGUAAGGAUGACAAACGAAGGUAUAGAGGCGCGCGCGUGAAGCGAACGAUGGUGGCUGCUAUCGAGUGCAUUAGCGCUGACGGUAGGUGCCUAAACCCGAUGAUCAUUUGGCCGGCUACCACCCACCGAAGUAACUGGACUACCUUUCCUACUCCUGGAUGGCAUUAUGCGUACAAUGAGUCUGGAUACACCGACUCCAACAUCAGCUUGCAGUGGCUCAAGCGCGUGUUUGAUCCCGAGACCAAGGAACGUGCUAAUGGGAGACCGCGUGUACUAAUCUUUGACGGCUUCGGGACGCAUUAG
This is a messenger RNA of Exserohilum turcica Et28A, 681 nucleotides long. RefSeq lists its product as uncharacterized. Gene Ontology annotation, cellular component: nucleus. Bases 1 to 681 code for a protein of 226 amino acids. The transcript has 2 exons. The record is from RefSeq and is a predicted model, not a curated record. Lineage: Eukaryota; Fungi; Ascomycota; Dothideomycetes; Pleosporales; Pleosporaceae. Gene Ontology annotation, molecular function: DNA binding.